Canariomyces notabilis is the source of this 2225-nucleotide messenger RNA. Its product is annotated as P-loop containing nucleoside triphosphate hydrolase protein. Gene Ontology annotation, biological process: translational elongation. Gene Ontology annotation, molecular function: GTPase activity; translation elongation factor activity; GTP binding. The record is from RefSeq and is a predicted model, not a curated record. The coding region runs from base 294 to 2225 and encodes 643 amino acids. The transcript has 2 exons. NCBI's taxonomy places the organism in Eukaryota, Fungi, Ascomycota, Sordariomycetes, Sordariales, Chaetomiaceae.
GAUGACUCGACAGAGCUUCGACUCAACCGGCCAGUCAACCUCCAGGGAGUCACCAACAGUAACGAACACAUAUUAGAAGGUUAUCUGUUACUCCACCACCAACCUUAAAUCUCUCCAGUUACUCCAUAUCUCUUCUCUUUCAUCAUCAAUAGUGUAAACUACGACUCUACAAGGGCCUUCCUCCCACCGUUUGACGCAGCAAUCGGGUUUAAUGGUCCGGCGAACCUAUUGUUCGUCUCGAUACGCAAGUCAGCUAUCUUCAUCUUGAUUGGAUAGCACCGCGACGCGGCAUCAUGGCCAGCAAAUCUGCCAAGCAAUUACCGCACGAGAAGCGGAAAGGCGAGGCCGCCCUGAGCGACUUCGCCGAGUACGUUGAGAAGCAGCAGGCCCUGCGCUACCCAAGCUCCAAGGCUGCGACGGCAGCUUCCACUACUGCGGCCCAGGGCAAUCAUGACCAUCACGAAGAGCUGGACGACAUCCUCGACAGCCUCGAUCUCUCCGACUCGGCCCCCCGCGUCAGGUUACGAGAGCUCCUUCUCUCGAGCAGCGGAGACGCGGAUGCGCUGCAAAAGCUGGUCGACGUCGUCCAGGAGCGUCUGCUGGAGGGCCACGGCGAGACCGUGUUCGACAUUGGCUUUGAGAAUAAUGGGGAGAGCAUGAAGCUGUCCCGCGAUGACUGGGACCGGGCAUACAAGCGGUUGAGCGAGGCGGCGAAGAGGUUGCGGGCCGAUACCCAGCUCUUGUUGACCAAGAAUGUGGGCGGGCCCCUUGAUGGAGCGCCUACGAAAGACGGAGAUUGCAGCGGGAAAGUCAUGAUUCGCAGAGCCCCAGCCACGGUUGAGGACGUGAUCGAGACGAGGAUAGCUGUGGUGGGGAAUGUUGACGCUGGGAAGAGCUCCAUGCUUGGCGUGCUCGUCAAGGGCGACCUUGAUGACGGCCGAGGGAAGGCUCGUGUCAACCUGUUCCGUCACAAACACGAGAUCGAGACGGGGCGGACGUCCUCGGUUGGCAUGGAGAUCAUGGGCUUCGACACCACGGGCCAGGUCAUAGUCUCUGAUACUCCGGGCCGUAAACUGUCUUGGGAGGAGAUCGGGAAGCGCAGCGCCAAAGUCAUCACUUUUACUGAUUUGGCCGGCCACGAACGCUACCUGCGCACGACUGUCUUUGGACUUUUAUCAAGCAGCCCCAACUACUGCUUGCUUAUGGUGGCAGCGAACAAUGGGCUGAUUGGCAUGAGCAAAGAGCACCUCGGCAUUGCCCUUGCCCUGAAUGUGCCGGUCAUGGUGGUCGUCACCAAAAUUGAUAUCUGUCCGCCUCAGAUUCUGGAGCAGACCAUUACUCAAAUAACGCGCAUUCUCAAAAGCCCCGGUGCGAGGAAAAUACCCAUCUUUAUCAAGAACCACGAGGAAUGCAUCAACACGGCGACUCAGUUCGUCAGCCAGCGUAUCUGUCCCAUCUUCCAGGUCUCCAAUGUCACGGGCGAGAACCUGGACCUGGUCCGCUCGUUCCUCAACAUUCUUCCGCACCACGGUCGGUACGAUGCCGACGCCCCGUUCGAGUUUCAUGUCAAUGACACCUUCAGCGUGCCUCACGUGGGCACCGUGGUCAGCGGUAUUGUCAAAUCCGGGGUUAUCCACGCUGGCGAUGACGUCCAAAUAGGGCCUGACUCGCUGGGACGUUUUACACAGACCUCCAUCCGCUCUAUCGAGAGGAAAAGGAUAGGGGUGCCUGCGGCAUCGGCUGGGCAGUCUGCCUCGUUCGCGUUGCGACGCGUUCGACGGAAAGACGUACGCAAAGGCAUGGUGGUCUUGCCCAAGGCCGACGGUGCCCCUCCCAAGGUGUACCGCGAGUUCGUUGCUGAAGCAGUGCUCAUCUUAUCGCACGCAACGACGAUUAAAACCAAGUACCAGGCCAUGUUGCACGUCGGUCCCGUCUCGCAGACGUGCGCAAUCAUUGAUGUCGACCGUCCGUUCAUCCGGACCGGCGACAGGGCCACGGUGGCCUUUCGGUUCGUCCAGCGGCCCGAGUAUCUGGCGCCUGGGGACCGUCUCCUCUUCAGGGAGGGGCGGACUAAGGGGCUCGGUAUCGUCAAAAGCGUCGGCUACGACCCGUCCAAGCCGCUCAUGCCGAAGCAGCCGGAGGAAGCAGACGCAGACGCCGGCGACGGGCAGAGAACUGCUGAGGCGGUCGGCGGUGCGGAAAAGGAUGACGGGGCGAAGACCUGA